Messenger RNA from Megalops cyprinoides (Indo-Pacific tarpon), 1874 nucleotides. It is a transcript of the gene thumpd3, whose product is annotated as THUMP domain containing 3. The transcript has 10 exons. Gene Ontology annotation, biological process: tRNA methylation. Gene Ontology annotation, molecular function: tRNA (guanine) methyltransferase activity; RNA binding. Bases 257 to 1762 code for a protein of 501 amino acids. NCBI's taxonomy places the organism in Eukaryota, Metazoa, Chordata, Actinopteri, Elopiformes, Megalopidae. The record is from RefSeq and is a predicted model, not a curated record.
UGUAAUUUAGUCAGGAAACUACUUGCAUAUCAUACAAAUACAUAACAGGAACAUUGUGACACAUUUCGGCAUAAAUGUAAACAAUAAACAUUCAUAAACUUUAAAGGUAUUGGAACGCGUGUGUACUAAACCGGAAGUACUUCGAUCACCACAUGGAGGAAGAGCAGAAAGUAAUUUAUUGACAGUAGCUAGUCAGUUUGCUUGCUAGCUACUGUACUUGGCGGGGGGGAACAGUCGUCAGUGGGCAACUACAGCAAUGUCAGCCGUAGAAGGAGAAAGCGAUGGACACCAAUGCCUGGACAUAGCAAAGGACUGCGACACGACCAAGCUAUUGUCAGAGCCCGUCACUGUCACCAUUGGAGCAACAGUACCCACAGGGUUUGAGCAUACUGCUGCAGAGGAAGUCAAGGAAAAAAUAGGGGCCGAUGCAAGAAUUAGCAAGGACCGUGGUAGGAUAUAUUUCGAGAUAACCACUGAAAACCUGCCUCGGGUACAUCAUUUGAAGUCAGUCGACAAUUUAUUUGUUGUGGUCCAGGAAUAUGCCAACUAUCAGUUUAAAGACACAAAGGAGGACACUUUAGAAGACUUGCAGAAGUUGGCCUCCAUACUCCCGUGGACGAAUCCACUGGAAGUCUGGAAGCAGAACAAUUCACUGAAGAAGAAGAGAUGGCGGCGGAGAGGGGGUAAUGCAGCGAGGGCAAAGGCCAGCACUGGCAGCAGCAAAGAUGGGGUGGAUGCAGUCACCAUGGAAACAGAGAACCUCCAGCUGGAAUCUGAGACGCCAGGAGGCGGUAGCGGGGAGCCAGGGGGUCCCCCUGCCGGGGACAGUGACACUCUGGGUGAACUGGGUGACAAGGAUGUGGAUGAGCAGGAGGAAGAGGACACAGACCGGCUGCUCAAGUUUCGAGUUACUUGCAACAGGGCAGGAGACAAGCACAGCUUCACUUCCAACGAGGCUGCAAGGGACUUCGGUGGAGCUGUGCAAGACCACUUCCUGUGGAAGCCAGAUAUGACCAAGUUUGACAUAGAGGUGCUCUUGAACAUCCACAACAGUGAGGUGGUAAUCGGCAUCGCGCUGACAGAGGAGAGCCUUCACAGGAGGAACAUCACGCACUUCGGGCCAACCACGCUGCGCUCCACCCUGGCUUACGGCAUGCUCAGACUUUGCAAGCCCCAAGUUUCUGAUGUUAUAAUUGACCCAAUGUGUGGAAGUGGAGCUAUACCCUUGGAGGGAGCUAUUGAAUGGCAGCACGCAUUCUACAUGGCAGGAGACAACAAUGACAUGGCAGUGAGCCGCACAGUGAACAACAUCAGUCACGUCCAGAAGAAGAGACAGGACAAGGGCAGCACAGCAUGGGGUCUGCCCAUAGACACCAUCCAGUGGGACUUGUGCUCUUUGCCAAUGAGGACCGGCUCUGUGGAUAUCAUCAUCACAGAUAUGCCCUUUGGAAAAAGAAUGGGGUCUAGGAAGAAGAACUGGGACUUGUACCCUUCCUGCCUGAAGGAGAUGGCCCGUGUUUGCAGGCCUGGGUCAGGGAAGGCUGUGCUGCUCACCCAAGACAAAAAAUGCUUUGCCAAGGCAGUGUCACAGAUGGGAGGGCUUUGGCGAAAAGCGCAUACCGUAUGGGUCAACAUAGGGGGGCUACAUGCUGGCGUUUACCUCCUUAAACGGACUGGGGCAACGUAUGGAAUGACUCCUGAAGACAUCAGAGAGCCUCGAGAAGCUAAUGAAAGUGCAGGGGAAACAAAAGAGCAUCCAUAGCAAUAUUCAAGCAAAAUAUGUGUAUUAAGUGCACUAUUGAGUGGAAUAGAAAGGUGCAGGAGUUUUUAGACACCUUGUUUUUCUGGAGUGGUAAGAAUUGUAAUAAAUGUGC